Molecule: messenger RNA, 4644 nt
Organism: Trichogramma pretiosum
Lineage: Eukaryota; Metazoa; Arthropoda; Insecta; Hymenoptera; Trichogrammatidae
Gene: Pld
Product: phospholipase D2
Exons: 14
Coding region: 479-3958 (1159 amino acids)
Biological process (GO): intracellular signal transduction; phosphatidic acid biosynthetic process; cell motility
Molecular function (GO): D-type glycerophospholipase activity; phosphatidylinositol binding
Source: RefSeq, a predicted model, not a curated record
CGACGACGACUUGCAGACAACUUUCGCGCGAUGUGGUGGCUCGCCUCUCGCUCGACUCUUGGGGCAGCGCACCGACACUAUAUACAACUAUAACACGAGUGCGAGCAGAGGCAACAGCAGCAGACACGCCGCGGCGCGCGCGAAUCAACAGUCAUUCGCGGAAUCGCUAGCGAUCAACGGCAGCGAACGCACUCGCUCGUGUUAUAUAGUUGUGUAUACCUACGGCAGCGCCGAUUAUUGCCAAUUGUCCCGUUUCCAAAGAAUAUAUAUCUGCGCUUCUGCUGUGGCGUCUGCCGCGCGCAUCGCAUACCUUUACUUGUACUCGCGGCGAUCGAGCACGCCGAGGGACAACAAAAAACAUCAGCUGAUGCUUAUCUUGUUUUCAUCUCUCCUUGGUGCUGUCUUGUCUUAUAGGUUGUUAUCUUUACAAUUAAGGUAGCGUCGCGCAGUGCGCCGAGUGUAAUUACAAUUUAAUAAAAUGGAUGAAACACUGAAGAGUUCAGAGCAGAGUAAUGGCUCUACUCAUAAUAUAACAGAGCAGUUCAUGUUGAGUGUAAUGUCUCAGGAUUCUGAGUUUGAUGAUGGUUUGGAAGUACCGGAUUCAUUGGAUUUCACAAUUGAUGAAAAUGGACUUAAAGUUCAAUCACCUGUGGAAGAAUCAGCACAAAGUGAAGAUGAGAGUACUCCACAUGAGGAACAGAAAAUGAAACCAUUUUCAAGUAUUCAUACUCCACCAUCCAAGUUCCCAAAGCAACAUAAGAAUAUUUUCAUACCGGGUCAAGAAAUAUAUGCUAAAGUAGUUGACAUAGAGCGUAGCGUUACUACACAUCCAUUAAAUCCAAACUUGUAUACAAUUGAAUUCACUCAUGGUGCUUUUACAUGGUCAGUGAAAAAAAGAUACAAACACAUACAAUAUUUACACAACCAAUUAAAAAUCUAUAGAGCAAGCUUAAACAUUCCAUUUCCAACAAAAAAACAUAGAGAAAUGAGAUCAAGUUUCAAAAAUAUGCCACAUAAAGAAGCUGAUACAAAUAAAAGAAAACGAGGUGCCUUGCCUAGGUUUCCAAAUAGACCUGAAGUAUUGAUUCCUCAUGAAUAUUUAGGACAAAGAAUGACUGCAAUUGGCAACUAUCUAGAUGCAUUAUUAAAGAUUGACAUUUACAAAAAACAUCCAGAGACUGUACACUUUUUGGAGAUUUCUAAUCUUUCAUUCGUCAAUGAAUUAGGUGAUCAUGGAAAAGAAGCUCUUGUUUUGAAGCGUACUGGCUCAGUAGCCAAAACUGGAUGUAAUAUUUUUGGUUUGCUGCAAAGCUACUGUUGUAUAAGAUGUAAUUAUUUUUGUUUUGGAUUGUGUGCUAAAUGGCACAAGCGUCAUUUAGUUGCAAAAGAUACUUUCCUUGCCUACAUAAGUCCCAAUAGUGGAAAAAUUAAAUCUGUUGUUCUCAUGGAUAACAUGUUUGAAGUUAGCUCUGGAUUGUAUUCUACGGGUAUCAGAAAUGGUUUACAAAUAAUAAAUUCUAGUCGUCAGAUAGUCAUUAAAUGCUGGACAAGGAGAAAAGCCAAAGAGUGGUUGGAGCAUAUUCAGAAAAUCUGUCAAAAUGAAGGUAGAGCAUUUAUACAAGCAAAUCCACAUAAAUCCUUUGUUCCGUAUAGAUGUCCCAUAACGGCCAGCUGGUUUAUCGAUGGCUCGGACUACAUGUCAGCCAUCGCCGACGCCAUGGAAAACGCCACCGAAGAAAUAUUUAUAGCCGACUGGUGGUUGUCGCCCGAGAUAUACCUUAAAAGACCAGCGCAAGGCGACGACUACUGGCGAUUAGAUAAAAUACUCGAGCGCAAAGCGGCCGCAGGGGUCAAGGUAUUCAUUAUGAUCUAUAAAGAGGUAGAAUUAGCAUUGGGAAUCAACAGUUUCUACAGCAAGCAACGUCUCGUGGAAAAGAACCCAGAAAAUAUCAAAGUAUUUAGGCAUCCAGAUCACGCGAGAGUUGGUGUAUUUCUGUGGGCUCAUCACGAAAAAAUCGUAGUCGUCGAUCAGAGCUUCGCCUUUCUCGGAGGUAUCGAUCUUUGUUACGGCCGUUGGGACUGUAACGAGCAUUGGCUCACGGAUAUAGGAGCGUCGCAAAUGUCAUCGAUUUACAUACCGUCGAGGGGGAAAAUAAUAACUACGAGUAGCAAACCAGUCAACAAGUACGAUUCCUCGCAAAAUCACGUUCUUUUGCCUCUAGCUAUCGCGACUAAUACCGUGGCAAUGGCUACUACCAAAUGUCUUCCUAUAUUACCAAUGGUUACCAAGAAACAUUCCAAGAGAAAAGCUCAGAAUAAGCCAGUGGAUGAGCAAGACCCGCUCGUCGACUUGGAAAAUGUGAAAUGUGAUACUCCUACCAGCCAAAGAAAAAAACUCUUCGAUGUGGCGAAGACAACGGUAGACCGCGUAAGGCAAAACGUCAGAAUGAAGAGGCGCGAAUUGAUCAAUAUGGUGUAUAAUCCUCAAGAGCAAAGUAGCGACGAAGAAGACGAGGAGAGGAACGAGGAAGAGGAGAAAGAAAAGCAGAAGGAUUACGAUACGAUUGACAGUGCGAAAUCUCCCUUGGAACGAACCGAGAGUAGAGGCGAAUACGAAAUGGGAGGCGGUGCCAAGCUGUGGAUCGGCAAGGACUACACCAAUUUCAUCGUCAAAGAUUUCAAUAAUCUCGAGAGUCCGUAUCAAGAUUUGGUCGAUCGCAGUACCACACCAAGAAUGCCUUGGCACGAUAUGGGUGUGAUGGUCCAGGGGGCUUGCGCUCGAGACGUAUCCAGGCACUUCAUCCAGAGAUGGAACGCCAUCAAGCUCGAGAAAGCCAAACAAACUUCCUUCUACCCGUUCCUGCUGCCAAAGUCGUACAAAAACUGUCAAAACGUCCAACCUCCCGUGAAUUUCGGCAACACGUACAGCAACCUCGACUGCCAAGUGCUGCGCUCCGUGAGCUCGUGGUCGGCCGGUUUUCUCGAGGCCGACACCGUCGAGCAGAGCAUCCACGAGGCCUACAUCCACGCGAUCGCCAACGCCGAGCGCUACAUCUACAUCGAGAAUCAGUUCUUCAUCACGCUCUCGAGCAUGGACAAUGGCUCGGUGAAGAAUCGCAUCGGCGAGACCCUGAUGAAGCGAAUUCUGCGCGCGCAUCGCGAGGGCACCGUUUUCCGAGUCUUCGUUGUCAUGCCACUGCUGCCGGGCUUCGAGGGCGAGGUCGGCGGUCCGUCGGGCUCGGCCUUGCGCGCCAUAACUCACUGGAAUUACGCUUCCAUAUCGAGGGGGAGGGACGCGAUACUGAAUCAAUUGAUCGAUGCCGGCAUCGAGAACCCUCACGAGUACAUAACGUUUCACGGAUUGCGCACUCACUCGGUGCUCAAUGGCACGCUGGUCACCGAGCUGAUUUACGUGCACAGCAAGCUGAUGAUCGUCGACGAUAAAACCGUCAUCUGCGGCUCGGCCAAUAUCAACGAUAGAAGCAUGAUCGCCACCAGAGACAGCGAGAUCGCUGUUAUAAUUCACGACACCGAAUUCGAUGACGGUCGAAUGAACGACAUACCAUACCCAUGCGGCAAGUUCGCUGGCUCCCUGAGAAAGCAAUUGUUUCGAGAACAUUUGGGACUCAUAUGGACGGGUGAAAAUAUCAGGCUAAAGGACAUUUUGAAGAAGUCGUUCUAUCACGAUGUUUGGCGUGCGAGAAGCAGUCGGAAUACUCAAAUAUUUGAGGAUGUAUUUAAUUGCAUCCCAACGAACAAAGUAGUUAAUUUUCAGAUGCUGAAGGAAUAUCAGAACGAAAAACCGUUGAGCGUUCGAGAUCCUAUAGCAGCUCAACAGGAAGUUCAGCACAUCAAGGGACAUCUUGUCGACUUGCCACUGGAUUUCUUAUGCAAUGAGACAUUAAAACCAGCUGCCAAUACUGUCGAAGGCAUGAUGCCAACUUCUCUGUGGGUUUGAACAGUAUUAAUAAUUUUAUGAUAACGAUAAGUGUAUUAUUUAAAAGUUAGCUCUGAAAUCAUUGAUUUCCUAAACUCAUUUUAUAAAUAUUAUUUUUUAUGAGUGUUCGUUCAUAGUUACUCUGUUCAGGAAAUUUUUUAUGCAUUUAACAUUUUGUAUAAAAUAUGAAUGUAAAUGAUGAAUUAAUUGUUAGUAAAUGACGUGGAAAAGAUUUUCAUAAAACAAUUUUUAAGAAUAAAUUAUUCAUAAUAUAGUUCGAUGAAGUUACAUACAUGUCGAUGACAUCGUCCGAUAAAGCACAGUUAAAAAUUGCUUAUGAUAAAAAGCCAUUAUUAAUUUUUGGAAUGUUUUGUUACGAUAAUUUUAUUUUUACAUGAAUUUUCGAACGAUUUAAACGUAUGUUAUCAUCUGAGAUGUUGAAAACACUAUUGUUGUUAAUACUUAAAUUGACAUUAUAUUACAUAUCCACGCAUUUUCAUGAUGAAUUGGUAUGGAUAAGAAAACUUUGGUUUUAUAAUGUAAUAUUUUAUUAUCUAAGUAAAAAAGCUCUCUUACAAAUAUCUAUUAACUUUUUAUAUUGAAAUGAAUGUAUAUUGAAAGUACAUACUUAGUAGGCAAGGCGCUAGCGCGUCUUUUGACCAAAUUGAUAUUUUAAAAAAAUAAAGCGUGAAUAUUUUUGAUAUCAU